Trifolium pratense (red clover) is the source of this 1986-nucleotide messenger RNA. RefSeq lists its product as uncharacterized. NCBI's taxonomy places the organism in Eukaryota, Viridiplantae, Streptophyta, Magnoliopsida, Fabales, Fabaceae. The coding region runs from base 521 to 1537 and encodes 338 amino acids. Gene Ontology annotation, biological process: Golgi vesicle transport. The transcript has 6 exons. The record is from RefSeq and is a predicted model, not a curated record. Gene Ontology annotation, cellular component: membrane.
AUGCAACAACCAUAAACACACUGGCAUCCCUCUUCUUGUCGUUUUCUUUCUCCAACCGCCGACGCUUCUCUUCUUCCUCCACUUUCCACUCCUCUACAAACAUCCACAUAAUCCUCACCAUACACCCUCUAAUCAAAACCAAACACCUCACAUCUCAAGUUCCUCUAUAAACACAACUUCACACGUGUCAAGUAACUUAUGUCUGGAGUUAUUUAGAUAUGGUGAAAAGCACCACAGGUUAUUAUAAACCCAACCGAAAAAAAGAGAACUGGGUUGCAUAAGAGAAAGGUUCGCUUAAACGUCUCUCUCUGAACUCUGAAGUUUCUUUCUCUCUCUUCAUUCUUUUUUGCUUUGUUUCGCUAAAUAGAAGAGAGAGAAAGAAGAAAUCCAUGAACAUAUACACCUAACUAUAACUCUACUCUCGUUGUUGUUAUUGCUUCGUUUCCGAGUUUCCUUUCAUCUUUGGAACAAAUUCGAAGUUUCUUUUCUUUUUGUUAAAUUUUCCUUUUAGGUUUUGAAUAUGUUGGUAGCUAAUAGCUUCGAUCUAUGGCGAAAAGAUGCUUUCUUCUCUGCUGCCGAAGAGGUUCAGGAAUCCGCUGAUAUAAUGGAAUCCGCAUACAGGGCGUGGUUAAGAGAGAGGCGAGAAAGAUCAAAUCCUGCGGAAUUAAAGGAAUUAAGCAGGGAGCUUCAAACUGCGUUAGGUACCGCUAAAUGGCAGUUGGAAGAGUUGGAGAAAGCUGUCAGGCUAAGCUACCGACAUCUUGGUGAUGAAAAUAGAGCCACUAGGCACAGGCAGUUUAUUUCUGCCAUUGAAAGCCAAAUUUCUCAGGUUGAAGCAGCUUUGAGGGAAUCUAAUAUUGAGGAAGGUAAGCAACCCCUUCGGUGGGUGAAUCUGGACGAAGAAGAACGAGAUGAUUUUGCUGCAUUUCUAUCUGGAACGUGUGAGACCGUGCAAAACACUAGAGAUGAUUGUGUGGAUGUUUCUCCUUCUAUGAAAACCUCAAUUUUGGAGAAACAAGUCUGCAAAGAAGAUAAAAUUGUAAAUGUAAAUGCUUUUUACAGUUGGGAUAGUUCUACUAAUGAAAAAGCUUCUAUGGAUGCCGUUGCUUUUAACAAGGACAGAGAGUAUGCAAUAGAAAUAAAAGUAGAAGACAUUUCUAGAAAUAGUGAUGAUGUUGUUUCUCAAACAGAUGUGACGACUAGUACAAGGAAGACGUGGAGUCCUCCACCAAAUUAUGCCGCUUUAAGAAUUGUAGUUUCUGAUGAAGAUGAGCAGAGAAAUAAACCUUCACAGACUGUUGAUGCCACCCCUAAAGAGAAAGGAUUCAAACCUCCCUUCUGGAAACAAAAAUUUGAAGAAUAUCCUCAGGCCAUGCGAACAGUUCAUAUUUUCAAUCAGAUUUUUGGUCGCAAUGGUUUAUGCCAGAGACAAUUUCAAAGUCCAUUGCAUUUGCGACAUGGUCGUUCUCUUAAAGUUACAAUUGCUCUAAUGAUGAUCAUUUUUCUUCUUGUUCCAUUUGUAUUUUAUUCAACUUGAGAUAAACGGCUUCUUCACUCCUUCAGUUAAAGAGUUUUGCAGGGCUUUCCUUGUCCUGAUGGUGAUGGAUAAAAGGAGAUCACUAGUGGUGCUUGAGAUAUAUGCCUGUGCUGAUAAAAAGGAUCAGUCAAGGGCAACCAACCUGUCAAUGUCAUCUUGUUCUAUUUAGUGGUACUGGUUGUUACUAUUAUUAUAAGAUUAAGAUGAAUGAGAUUACUCAUACCUGUGUUAGUGUAUUGUGUGGAUGCCGACAUGAUAACCAUUACCAACCUACUUUCUACUACAAGGAUAGGAUUAGGAUAGGUGUCUGUCUACUUUAGUUUCCUGGGGCUGUUAAGUGUAUAUACAUUCAUCAUCAUAUACUAUUUUAUUUAAAGCAACUUCCACUAUAUUACUAGUAUUUGGUUGCAAAGAUAAUGCAAGCUUAAAUUGAAAGUUGUUUGUGACAA